Photinus pyralis (common eastern firefly) is the source of this 404-nucleotide messenger RNA. RefSeq lists its product as uncharacterized. The record is from RefSeq and is a predicted model, not a curated record. The transcript is spliced from 2 exons. NCBI's taxonomy places the organism in Eukaryota, Metazoa, Arthropoda, Insecta, Coleoptera, Lampyridae. Bases 78 to 404 code for a protein of 108 amino acids.
UGUUCAUCAAUUGAGUAUAUAAACUUCGGAGCCCUGAAGAAUGGUAUCAGUUACGUAGCUUCGACUUAUAAUUCAACAUGCAGCUCAGGUUUGUCGUCUUGUGUCUAGCCUUUGCCGCGGUCAAAGCGGGUUAUCUUCAACCAGCGCUAAGAUAUGGCGGCGCCAUAGGCUUUGCGGCUCCUUCAGUUGCCCGUGUUGAACACCUGGCACCUGCCGUUGCCUCCGUUCAUAGGACCGAAACCUACACCGCUCCCAUAGCAAGAACUUCGCUGAUCGCACCAGCUGUGCACUCGAUCGCCGCAACGCCCCUCAUUCACCACGCUCCAAUUCUUCGAACGGGAUACCUUGGGCAUAAUUUUGGGUACGGUGUUACACCCCUAGGGGCGAAUCGCGCUGGCUGGUGA